This is a messenger RNA of Boleophthalmus pectinirostris (great blue-spotted mudskipper), 864 nucleotides long. RefSeq names its product adenylate kinase isoenzyme 5-like. The coding region runs from base 301 to 864 and encodes 187 amino acids. The record is from RefSeq and is a predicted model, not a curated record. Lineage: Eukaryota; Metazoa; Chordata; Actinopteri; Gobiiformes; Gobiidae. The transcript is spliced from 3 exons.
UCUCCGUGCCAACACCACCAAACGACUCGUGCGCGCACCCAAAUCCACGCACGACGACGGAGAAGGAGGAGAGGAGAAGGAAGCGACGGAACACAAACACGGACGCACUCAUCACCAUCACCGAGGAGCGAGGAGCGAAGAGCGAGGAGCGCGCUGGAAUUACGCCGGGUCCGUGUUUUAAAAGCCAACAUGCAGUGAGCGCUCCGACAAAGAGAAAGUCACCGGGAAAUUGUCUUAAAAAAAAAAAAAAAAGAGUAAAAACACGCUUCGUACAAGUUGUCUUUCCAAAAACGCGUCGACAUGAACACGAACGAUGCCAAGGAGUAUCUGGCGCGACGCGAGAUUCCACAACUGUUUGAGAGCCUCUUGACGGGGCUGAUGUACUACCGACCGGAGGACCCCAUCGAGUACCUGGAGUCAUGCCUGAAGAAGGUGCGCGAGCUCGGGGGCACGGAGAAGGUGCGCUGGGACACGUUCGUGGGGCAGGAGAAGAAGUCCCUCCCCCCUCUCAACGGAGGACAGUCCAGACGGUCGCUCUUCAGAAACGUGAUGCCGGAGAGCCCCAACUUCCCGUACAGACGCUACGACAGACUGCCUCCCAUAAACCAGUUCUCCAUCGAGAGCGACUCCGACCUGUCUGAAACGGCGGAGCUCAUCGAGGAGUACGAGGAGUACGAGGUGUUCGACCCCUCCCGCCCUCGGCCCAAAGUCAUCCUCGUUAUCGGUAAGAUCCGUAAAGGCGCGUGCGGGAGGUCGGGACAGUUUGCUCAAAUACGUGGGAUAAAAAUCAGGUACAGGUCCUUCAGAGAGACAAGCUGGUGGUUACACUGUGUGCUUAAACCCACUCCAAAUCCAAAAGCUUGA